Oikopleura dioica is the source of this 1095-nucleotide messenger RNA. The record is from the annotation of a GenBank genome assembly. NCBI's taxonomy places the organism in Eukaryota, Metazoa, Chordata, Appendicularia, Copelata, Oikopleuridae.
AUGAUUGUUGUUCUUUUGCUUGGAGUUUUGAUCGGCGGUUUGAUGCUUGGCGGUGUAGCAGUCUACUUGUGCCGACAAGGUCAAGAAAUCGGUGAGAACUUGGCUUGCAAGCUUGACUUCAACGCGGCUAUUUUUGGAACUUCUUCUCAAGCCGACGAUAUUGCCUUUGUCGAUGAGCGUUCUUUUACAAAUAUUACGGCUUUGGAUGAAGAGGAGCUACGUCGUUUCCGCCGUGAUGUCGAUUACGCUCUUGUUCCAGCGGACGAUUCAAGCGAUCUCUCGAUGGACGAGUUCUACGAUCUUAUCGUGGACACAUAUGUCGAAGAAGAUUCAAGCGACGAGAUGGUCAUUACCACCACUGCUCCCAUUGUGGAGAUUUUGUCUGAUGACUUUGACGUUGAAGGCAGUGGCGAUGAGGGAUCAUCCGACAUUCAGCAGCCUCCUGUGACUUCUUUGGCGACCGCGACCACGACCGUGACCACGACCGCGACAACGACCGUCACCACUACUACGUCCAAGACCACGACCACACCUUUCUUGGCUACUACGGCUAAGACUACAGCAAUGUCUACUCGUGACACCUUUGCCGUCGAUUUUGAAGUCGUUGCUGAUGAUACCGUCGCCACCGCCGCCGCCGCCGCCGCCGCCGCCACCGGUGUCGAAGGAUCAGGUUCCGGCGACAGCGGCGAAAUUGACAUCGAUUUGGUCGACGAUUUUGCUUCAAACUCGGCAGCAAAGAAUCACGGUAUUAUCACAUAUAUAAGUGUCUCGCUUGCCACUGUAAUUGGCUACUAUUUUGCGCUCGCUUUGCUCAAAGCAGCGCAGCUUGCUUGGGAUAAACAUCGUCGAUGCUUCUUCAUUCCAGCAGCCUCCUCAUUUGAUUCCUCAUUCGAUGAUAUGUGCUCUUCUUCUGGGGAUGAAAUUGUCUCUCUUCAUCACCGCCGUCGCCGGGGCUAUUUUCAGUCUCCAAUUUUAGAAGACGACGAGGAGGAGGAGCAGGAAGAUCUCAUUUACGACUACGAGCCAAUGGUGGCUCGCAACGUCAAGAAUGCAAAUCCUACUGAGCGCUACAAAUACUACAGCAAUCUCGUCUAA